AUGCAGGGCGGCCCCAGCACCGCCAUCAUCCUCGACGACCCUCAUCAGUGGCGCCGCGUCAAUCUGCGCCUCCUCAUCUCGGCUACCAUCGCCUUCAAUCGCCUCGUCGCCCCUCCGGCACUGCUACGCCACCUCUGCGCUGUCCUCCUUGCCGCCGCAGGCAGCCAGCUCGCCGUUGCGCCCCACCGCGUACACCUGCGCCAGUACCACGACUACAUACGCACCCUCUCCCCCACCGGCGGAUCCGGGCGCAUCUCGCUCAAACCCAGCCGCACGGGCGUCUAUGGCCUCGCCACCUCGCGCGGCACCCGCGCCUACCAGGAAGACACGACCUCGGUCAGCUGCGUCUCCCUCCCGCCCGCCGUGCUCAGAGCCUCGUACCUCGCUUCCUCGUCCGCCACGCUCCGCGACGUCGCCUCCAAAUGGUCUCCCUCCACGCCCGCAGAGCAAGAGGUGGCGGGCCAGCUCGCCUGGUUCGCCUGCUUCGACGGCCACGGCGGACAGCCCGUCUCCCAGUUCCUCUGCAAGGAGCUCCACGCCAUCUUCGAGGACGUCCAGGAGGAUAUGGUCACCGACACCGUACAGUACACGCGCUCCCUCGGCGGCUACUUUCGCCGCUUCAACGGCGGGCUGCUCGAGAGGUGGGUGAGGAAGGAGGAGCUCAAACCGGUCAGGGCGGGCGCAGGCCACCCGAGGGCAACAAUGGCUCGGGCCGCAGCGGCGACAAGACCGACCGGGGAUGCCAAGGGACCCGCCGUCGAUGCUGCGGAACGGACAAAGGCCGAGGAGGCAGAGCGGCAGAGGGCAAAGGAGCGCGAGCGCGAGCGCGAGGCCGAACGGAGCAAGCCAAAGACGUUUGCCGACCUGGUCAACAGCGCCAAGGCGGGGCCAGCGCCGUCGGCCACGCAAGGGACCGUCGGCAGCGGCAGCGGCACAGUCUCGGCCGUAGAGGCCUCGGCAGCCGGACAGACAGCCGGGUCACGGUCAAAGGAGGAAGCGGACAAUGCCCCACCGCAACUAUCGCAGCAGCCGGCGCUGAUCCACUCGGCGGAGUCGAGGGGCGAGGUGCCACUGGCCGGGCCCAUCGAGGGCGCACAGGGUGCACGGAGCUCACAAGAUUCGUCGGCCUCGCCGUCAUCGCUCGACAGCCAGCCGAACUCGCACCCCGCGUCGUCGCCGCCCAGCGCCGCAUCCGAGGCGCGCGCCGGGCUGACGAGCCUGACGCAGCGGAUCCCGCCGCCAGAGACGCUGGCGGAGUCGACACUGACGCUGUCGGAGCGGCUGACGCUGGCGUGGCUACACACUGACCGGCUGAUCCACUCGGACCCGCAGCUCGACGUGGGCGGCUCGACGGCGUCGGUGGUGCUGCUCCACUCGCUCGACACGCCGACGCAGCCCUUCUACUCGUCGUCGUCGCUCUUUCUCACGACGGCGCACAUUGGGGAUACGCGGAUGCUGCUGGCCUCGGUGUCGGACGGUACGGCGAUACCGCUGACAAACUACCACCACCCAGACGACCGGUCCGAGUCGGAGCGGCUGCGCAAGAUGGGCGCCGGCAUGAUUACCGACUCGUUUGGCGAGGCGCGCUGGAUGGGCGCGUUGGCCAACACGCGCAGCUUUGGCGACAGCAAGUUUAAAAAGGUCGGCGUGACGAGCGAGCCCGAGAUUAUCUCGCAGCUCGUCCGCGGCGACGACUAUGCCUUUGUCGUGGCGUUUAGCGACGGAAUCGGCGGCGUCAUGUCCGACCAGGAGGUGGUGGACCUGUGCCGCGACGCCAGGCACCCGCACGAUGCGGCGCACCGCGUCCUCCGUUUCGCAGAGGAGCUCGGCGCACAGGAUAACGGCACCGUCCUCGUCGUUCCGCUGCGUGGGUGGGGGCGGAUGGGCGGGCAGGAUUCGACAAAGCAGAGGAGAGAGUUUAGGAGGAGCAAGGUCGAUCUGUACAGGGAUAGUCGGACGUGA
Molecule: messenger RNA, 1962 nt
Organism: Pseudozyma flocculosa PF-1
Lineage: Eukaryota; Fungi; Basidiomycota; Ustilaginomycetes; Ustilaginales; Ustilaginaceae
Exons: 3
Coding region: 1-1962 (653 amino acids)
Biological process (GO): protein dephosphorylation
Molecular function (GO): protein serine/threonine phosphatase activity
Source: RefSeq, a predicted model, not a curated record